UUUCCCAAUAAAAGACCUGCCACAGUCUCAAUCCCCAGCUUUGGCAUGAUGGCUCUGCUGUCUCCUUGGGCCUGCAUACUAAUUAGCUGCUUCUCUGCUUCUUUAGCGGAAGAAUCCAAUCUCUCAGAUCUGUAUCCCCCACUAUGGGAGGAGAGUCCUGGUCAGUUCAGUGAGUACACAGUGGAGAAUGGAAAGUACAUUAUUAAUCCCUGGAUAUAUCCUCAGAGAAUGGGGAUGUAUAAAAUUUUACUGAAACAGACAGCCAGGUAUUUUGAAAAAUUUGGACCAGAAAAUGAAAACAAUAUAUUGUGGGGUUUGCCUCUGCAGCAUGGCUGGCAAUAUAACUCAGGUAGAUUAGCUGACCCGAGCAAGAGGACAGACUGUGGCUAUGACUCUGGAGAUCGUUUGUGCAUUUCUACGGACAGUUGGUGGGCUGACUUAAAUUACUUCCUCUGUGCAUUACCCUUCCUUGCUGCGGUUGAUUCUGGCAUAAUGGGGAUAUCACCAGAGCAAGUCACACUUUUGCCACCGCCCAAGGGUCAGAUGAAGUUUUGUGUUAAUGUUUCUACUUGUCAGUCAUCCUUUCCUGAGGCGAUGAGAAAGUGGAAUACCUUCUACAAGCAUGUGCAGAUACCUUAUAGUAGCUUUGAGGACUUGUUGAAGUACUUAUGGGAUGCACAUACCAAAACUUUGGCUGGUGUUAAGACAAUAUUUGAUGACAGUUUUGAAUAUUAUUCUAAACCAGAAUCAAAUUUUGAAAGAAGCUGGUUUUUGAGUGUGGACUAUAUAGCUGUAUUACAGUUUCCUACAACCUUGACUAAAGUAUAUGAAUUCCAGAAGAGUCUGCCACCACGAUUGCUAGUGAAUGGAGAUAUGGCCCCCUUCAUCAGCGACUUUAGUACAAAUCAAAACAUAGUUCUGCUUAGUCUAAAUGUUAUUCGUGAAGUGCAUACCUGGACAGGGUCAUUAUCUUUCAAAAUAUGGAAAAUUUUAAUGAAGACACCAGCUGCAAGAGAGCAACUUCUAAAGUUUUUAGAAAUGAUUCUUCAAAACUCUAAUCCCACAUUUUGAUAAUUAAUGAAUAAGUUAACAGCAGACAUUUUUAAUUUGUUGGGCAUCAGCAAUUUCAAAGUUCAACAUGAUCAUAAGCAUAUAGUUUUCUUGUUUCUGUUGUUUCAGAUUUAUGCUCACUCAUUGGGAUUUUGAAAAUGUAUUCCUAACUAUAAAUUCAAAUUUUGUUCUGAUUAUUUGCUUAAUUAAUAAUUCUUGAUUUUUGAAUUCAUCAAUAUGUGAUUUUGAAUAUCUAAAGAAGUUUGUAUUAAGCUAUCACAAAUCAUUGAGAAAAUAAUAACCAGACAUUAAACCUGCAAUGGCUUGUGUGUUGUUGUCUUAUAUAAUCUAAUUUCAUGAAAUUUAAAGCAAUGUCUUUCUGAUUUAUAACCAAAAUCCAGAAUGUUUAAAAAGAUACUGUCAAUUAAAAUUUUAAAACUCAUAACACUGAACUGGCAAGCAGAAUACCUAACUGAUUUGUU
This is a messenger RNA of Pteronotus mesoamericanus, 1532 nucleotides long. RefSeq names its product chromosome unknown C6orf58 homolog (gene CUNH6orf58). Lineage: Eukaryota; Metazoa; Chordata; Mammalia; Chiroptera; Mormoopidae. The transcript has 6 exons. The record is from RefSeq and is a predicted model, not a curated record. The coding region runs from base 46 to 1071 and encodes 341 amino acids.